AUGGAUCUUCAUAACACCUUUUUGCAUAGUGAUCUUGAUGAGAAGGUGUACAUGAAAUUACUUCCCGAGUUUGAGAGCAUUGUUCAGAUUAAUGUUUUAGUAUAUGUUGAUGAUCUUAUUAUUUCUGGAAAUCAUUCCGCUGCACUUGUUGGUUUCAAGGCUUAUCUCGGAGAUUGUUUCAAAAUGAAGGAUCUUGGUCCUUUAAUGUAUUUCUUAGGUAUAGAAGUUGCUCAUAGUGCUUCAGGCGUUUUUCUGUGCCAACAAAAGUAUACUUUGGAUAUCAUUUCUAAAGUAGGUUUAUUAGGGGCAAAGCCGACUGGUUUUCCAAUGGAGCAAAAUCACAAGCUUGAUCGUGCCACAUGCAAACAUCUUGCGGAUCUGGAUGUGUAUCGUCAACUUGUUGGCUGUUUGAUUUACCUUGUGGUCACUAGACCCGAUUUAGCAUACUUCGUUCAUAUCUUGUCCCAGUUUAUGCAAGAACCUCGCAGUGAACAUUCGGAAGCAACUUUUCGUGUAGUUCGUUAUGCUGAUAGUGAUCUCACUUUGCAAGGUUGGUGUGAUUCGGAUUGGGCGGCUUGUCCUCUUACUCGUCGCUCUAUCACAGGUUGGUUGAGGAUGAAUUGUUCCAUGGCGGCAGUUAUUUGUGACCUUAAGUGGCUUAAGGGCUUAUUGUUGAGUUUGGGCGUGCACCACCCAAAGGCAAUCAAAUUGUUUUGUGAUAUUCAAUCUGCUUCACACAUUGCAAAGAAUCCGAUUUUUUAUAAACGAACCAAACACAUUGAAAUUGAUCGCCAUUUUGAUCGAGAUGCGAUUGUUGAAGGCUUGAUUUCUCCAUCGUAUGCCCCUACUAGUUCUCAAUUGGCUGACAUUUUCACAAAGGCUCUUGGGAAGUCACAGUUUGACUAUUUAUCUUCUCUCCAAGUUGGGCAUUUUCGACACUCAUGCUCCAACUUGAGGGGGAUACUUUUCUCUAUGAAAAAUAACAUGUGUAAUUAUCCUAUAAUAUACUACUCCUUUCUAGAGUUAUUUGUAUCUUGUUAUCUUUUAUUUUCGCCCUGUUUUUCCUUAACUGAAUUCAUAUUUGGUGAUUCUUUAGUCGAUGCUGGAAACAAUAACUAUCUAUUAACGCUCUCGAAGGCAAAUUCUCCUCCUUAUGGUGUAGAUUUUACGCCCUCCGAUGGCCACCCCACCGGAAGGUUCACAAAUGGUCGGACUGUUACUGAUAUUAUAGGACAGGGAUUAGGAGGCAUUACUUUCCCACCACCAUUCCUAGCUCCAAAUUCCCAACAAGAUUAUUAUACUAUUCAAGCAGGAAUAAACUAUGGUUCUGGUUCAGCAGGAAUCCUUGUCGAAACUGGAUCAGUGUUUAUAGGAAGAAUUCCACUUGAAGAGCAAGUGGACAAUUUUGAGCAAACUAGAGCAUACAUGAUUGGUCUAAUAGGAGAAAAAGAAGCAAGAGAUUUUCUAAAGAACGCAAUUUACACAGUAUCCAUUGGGUCUAAUGACAUUCUCAACUACAUCCAACCAUCCAUUCCAUUUAUUGGACAACACAAAGUUACACCUUCAGUAUUUCAAGACUACAUGCUCUUUAACUUGACAUUGCAACUAAAGCGAUUACAUAAACUAGGUGCGAGGAAGUUUGUGAUAGUAGGGAUCGGACCCUUAGGGUGCAUACCAAUAGUUCGAGCUAUGAAGCUAUUUUGGUUCAAGAAAUGUUCAACUGAGGUGAAUGAGUUAAUACAAGGAUACAACAUAAAACUAAACAUGGAGCUUACUUUGUUGAAUGAAAAUUUGGGACAUGAAGCUGUCUUUGUGUAUGCCAACUCCUAUGAUAUUUUCAUGGACAUCAUAUCUAAUCAUCUUCACUAUGGAUUCGAAAAUGCGAAGGACCCAUGUUGUGGUGGAUUGUUCCCUCCAAUUAUGUGCUUCAAAGCAGAGAAUGAUACAAACACAAGCUCUGUAUUGUGUGAAGAUAGAUCCAAAUAUGUGUUUUGGGAUGCAUUUCAUCCCACUGAAGCUGCCAACUUAAUCAUUGCCAACAAAUUCUUAAAUGGUGAUCAAAGAUUCACGUCCCCUCUAAAUAUUAAGCAGCUUUACAAAAUUUAGCUAGUUAGGGCUAAGUAUCUGUAUGUAACUGUUUUGAAAUAUCAUCCUAUAGUGCUUGAAGUAUUUCGGGCUGAUUAAUAAUCUAGCUAGCUCAUGAAUAUGUUCCUGUUGGUGAAUGUCUGAAUGAUAUAAAAUGAUAGUAGUGAGAAUGAAUUUCGGUG
Messenger RNA from Amaranthus tricolor (Joseph's coat), 2267 nucleotides. RefSeq lists its product as uncharacterized. Lineage: Eukaryota; Viridiplantae; Streptophyta; Magnoliopsida; Caryophyllales; Amaranthaceae. The transcript has 8 exons. The coding region runs from base 1 to 2106 and encodes 701 amino acids. Gene Ontology annotation, molecular function: hydrolase activity, acting on ester bonds. The record is from RefSeq and is a predicted model, not a curated record.